Messenger RNA from Menidia menidia (Atlantic silverside), 1389 nucleotides. The record is from the annotation of a GenBank genome assembly. NCBI's taxonomy places the organism in Eukaryota, Metazoa, Chordata, Actinopteri, Atheriniformes, Atherinopsidae.
AUGGGCAACACGGACAGCGUGGCGGUGCAGAAGCGGCUGGCUCGCUUCCGUCCUGAGGAGCGAUCGGUGAUCGAGGGGGCAUUCGAUAACCUCCUGAAGGGGUCAGAGGGCCUUUCUGGCACCACUGGGAAAACGGCAGCAGGAAAAACCCUCACACUGGACAUGAUUCAGUCCUCAAUGGGCAGCUUGGCCUCAGACUCUAUGGUGAAGAGAGUCUACCAGUGCCUGCAUGGCAUCAGCCCAGAUCCGGCCGGGUCAGAAAAGCCCGGCCAACCUGACACCUUCGGCGUAACUCGGGAACAGCUCAUAGUCUUCCUCGCGGACACCCUUCGAGGUACUGCAGAAGAGCGGGCUCCCCUUGUUCUGGCCAUGUCCCAGAAUGCUUCAGGGCCAGCGACAACUGUCACAUGUGAUCAAGUGGCCGAGUUUCUACAGGAUCUGAUUUCUGCUGUAGUUCAAAUCCUGGUCAGCAGGGGGCGCCUGCAGGGCUGGAAACCAGAGAAAAUGGGUGAUGGUCCUCUUGGUGUGAAAAUCCUGGCAGAGCAGAUUUGCUCUGAACUCAAAGCUUCAGACGGGGGAAGUUGUGAUGUUUCCUGUUUGGAGGACUGGAUCUUCAGAAACUCCCAGGUUUCAAUGUACCUGGAAAUGCUGGUAUCUGAAGGCCUGAAUGUGUCUUUGAUUGGUCUGCCGCCCCCGACACUGCUGCCCCCCUGCAAGGAGACGCCCUGGAAAGAAAUGAACACCCUGCUGGAUCUUCCCACUGUCAUGUUUCUGGCUCCACAGUUGCCAGACAGCUACAGCGCCCCCUGGAGGCUGGUGUUUUCCACCGAGCUGCACGGGGAGAGUUUCACCAAGAUGAUGUCAGGCCUCAUGAAACAUGGACCCACCCUGCUGCUUAUCAAGGACACUAAGGGGCAUGUUUUUGGGGGCUAUGCGUCCAACGCCUGGGAGAUCAAACCUCAGUUUCAGGGUGACUCCAGAUGCUUCCUGUUCACUGUGUUCCCCAGCCUCAGAGUUUAUACAGCAACAGGAUACAACGAACACUUCAUGUACCUCAACCAGCACCAGCAGACCAUGCCCAACGGGCUGGGAAUGGGUGGUCAGCACGACUACUUCGGCUUGUGGCUGGACAGCGAUUUUGGCCGUGGUCAUAGCCGCGCACGGCCCCGGUGCACCACUUACGGCAGCCCUCAGCUCUCAGGAGACGAGGACUUCACGCUGGACUCCAUGGAAGUGUGGGCCGUUGGAAAACCACCAGAACCAGAGGAGGGAGAAGAGGGGGAGGGUAAGAAGAGCAUCCUGGAUGUGGAUCCAGAGGUUCAGGCCAUGAUGGAGCUCACAGGGAAGACUCUUCACAGCGAGGGGCUCCGGGAGCCGGAGGACGACUAG